This is a messenger RNA of Triplophysa dalaica, 601 nucleotides long. RefSeq names its product arachidonate 5-lipoxygenase-activating protein (gene alox5ap). Gene Ontology annotation, cellular component: nuclear envelope; endoplasmic reticulum; membrane. The transcript is spliced from 5 exons. Gene Ontology annotation, molecular function: leukotriene-C4 synthase activity; enzyme activator activity; glutathione transferase activity. NCBI's taxonomy places the organism in Eukaryota, Metazoa, Chordata, Actinopteri, Cypriniformes, Nemacheilidae. The coding region runs from base 84 to 557 and encodes 157 amino acids. Gene Ontology annotation, biological process: leukotriene biosynthetic process. The record is from RefSeq and is a predicted model, not a curated record.
UGUUAUCUCAGUCUCUGAUAUAAAUAAUGAUCAGACCACAGUCAGGCUGACAGUUUUGAGACAGACACACAGCUCAAGAGAUCAUGGAUGCUGCAGUGCUGGAAAACAUUUUCUUACUAGUGUUGGUCACUCUUCUGAGCGUUGUUCAGAAUGCAUUUUUCGCCCUAAAGGUUGAGAAAGAGUGUACAGGCAGCAAUUCUAAGCAGCAUUCUGCUGCGUUUGAGCGCUUGUCUUGUGCCACGCGUAACUGCAUGGAUACCUACCCAACCUUCUUGGCAGUAAUGUGGUGUGCUGGUAUCUGUCUCAGUCAAGCUCCGGCUGCAUUCGCUGGUGUUAUUUACCUUGUGGUCCGACAGAAGUACUUUGUUGGCUACAUGGGGCAGACAUGCCAGAGCAUUCCUGGCUUCCUGUUUGGGAAACGUGUCCUCUUCUUCCUAUCACUCAUGUGUAUUGUGGGAAUCAUAAAUUACCUGCUCCUCUCCUACGCCGGCGAAGACUACAGAGACCCCAUACAGACCAUCAUGAAAGCAGCGUCAACCCUCCUGCUUCUGCCUUAAACUGUGUUCAGUGAUUGAAUAAUAAAGACUGGUGGUGUCAAUUA